AUGAGCGGUGGUGGAGCUAGGGUUUCAAUUCCGAGCAACGUGAGGAAGAUGAUCCAGAACAUAAAGGAGAUCACAGGCAAUCACAGUGAUGAGGAGAUUCAUGCAAUGCUCAAGGAGUGCUCUAUGGAUCCCAAUGAAACCGCUCAAAAGCUUCUCUCUCAAGAUACUGGUGGUGGAAGGAACUCUGCUGGAAGGGACAAUGUAACCAACUAUGCUGCAGAGAAGGGCACUGGCUCUUCUUUGUCAGCAUCAGAAGAGAAAAGUAAAGAAACUACUCCAUCAGCAAGCUUGGCUGUAGUUGUGGCCAAUGGUCCAACUGGUGUUGUUUCUGGAAACUCUAGUACAACGCAUACCUCCAAUUUACCUACAGGAAGCAAUCAACAUGAAGUGACUUCAUCUUCUGUUGGUGUUAAUAAGGUGGGAAGGGCAGUGUCCAUCGAUAUUGAUAAAGCCCCCACUAUUGCAUUUGGAACUGGGGACACAUGCACGGAGUCUAUGCCCAGCUCUAGUAACUCCUCAAUGUCUGUGACUCCAGCAUCUUCAUCAACAGUCUGCUUCUCUUCGUCAGAUCCUGUAUUAAUACCUUAUAAUGAAUCUCGCCCCCCGGUACAGUGGGUACAAUUAAACGUGAAGUGGGGAUCCAUCGAACUGGGGGUGAAUCAAACGCAGUUAUUCCUUCAGAGAAAUCAGAUUGAUGUCCCUUUUAUGCAAGGGAAAAUACCAAGCAAAAACCAAGGAGUUGGGAAGAGCCAGCUAAGUGAGUCUGCCCAACCUUCAUUUGCAUCAAUCCAUUCUUCUGGUAGCCGACCUUCCUCUAACUACAGUAGCAGGUCACAACAAAUAAUCGGCCCUCAAAAAGCUGGCUCUAAUAAGGAGUGGAAGCCAAAGUCCACAAACCCUAAUGUAGCACAGGAGUCUGGAACAGCUGGUUUAUCUGACAUUUCUAGUAUUCCACUUGAAGCCAGUGGCCAUUCACAGCCUUCAUCAGGUGUCCUUGAUUCAGAAGAAGCAACUGCUAAACUGCAGAAGAAACUGGAGGAUUUGCAUCUUCCACAGCGUCAACAUGUUAUCAUUCCUCACCAUAUCCAUGUUCCUGAAUCUGAAAGGACAAAAUUGAGUUUUGGAAGUUUUGAUGCUAGUUUUGGAGUGACACCAAGCUAUGUUAGCGCACCAGAGAGUGAUAAGAGUUCUACACCUGUGUCUGAAACUUCUCAGGGUAUUGAAGAACCUGUGGAGGAACAAGCUGAAAGCAAUCAAAAUACGCUGGUGACUGCUGAGGAGGGAAUUUAUCCUGAUCAUCCACAAUCACCACCUUCACAUGUCCCUGGAAAUUUAUCAGCUGAGGGUGAUGUUUCAUCGAACGCAGUGCCUGAUUACGAGUCCAAGCAGGAGGCUGCAUUGCUCUCUGGAGGCCAUCCAUACUCGGUGGUUCAUACUUCUCCUAGCUACAGUUUUGGUUUUGUGCCUCCAAUGAUAGGUAGUCAGAUUGCAUCAUUUGAGAACUCAGAAUCUCAAGCACGUGAUGUUUCUCGCCUUCCUAGCUUUGUGGUCCAGCAACCAUUUGACCCUACGAGUUAUUACGCCCAAGUUUAUCGUUCAAGUGCUGAUAGUGAUGGUCGUGUUUCUCCCUUUCCUGCACCUGGAGUUGCUUCCAAAUACAAUGGAAAUGUUGCAGUCUUGCCUCCUCAUUCUUCUCAGUCUCCCCAAGAGGGAAUGAAUUACAUAAAAAGGGGUGUUAAGGUUGGGCAUUUAUGGGAGGUUUGUGGAUACAAUUUCCGAGCUGAUAUAAUUCAUUUGGGCAAUAAGAGAAAGAAGGCAUUAACUGUGCGGUCCAAGGUCGUAUUUGGAAGCUUUUAUCAUUUACUGAACCCAGUUCCGAGUUUCACUGAGGGUGGGAAUUCUUUAGUUCUAUCCACUGCAGGUCCCACUCCUCUGGUGACUCAAGCAUCUGGGCUCAUGCAAAGCUCCAUUGCUGUGACUCAGCAACCUGUACCUGUCUUUCGUCCACCAACUGGGUUGCACAUAUCCCAUUUUCCUCCAAACUACAUCCCAUACGGCCACUACUUCUCCCCAUUUUAUGUCCCUCCUCCAGGCAUCCACCAAUUCUUAAGCAAUGGUGCAUUCCCACAGCAACCUCAAGCUGGCAGCGUGUAUGCACCACCAUCUGCAGCAGCCACGGGGGUCAAAUAUUCACUGCCGCAAUACAAACCUGGAACUAACACAGGAAAUGCAACUCACAUUGGAAUGCCAAGUGGUUAUGGACCCUAUGGCUCCUCUCCUGCUGGUUAUAAUCCCAGUUCUGCGGCUACAGGAGGAAACUCAACCACAAAUGAGGAUCUUGGUGCAUCUCAGUUCAAGGAAAGUAAUGUCUACAUUACUGGGCAACAGUUGUGGGCGAUUGUGACUGAGGGUUCGGCUGUGUGGAUUGCUACUCCUGGACGAGACAUAUCUAGUUUGCCAGCAAGCUCCUUCUACAACCUUCCUCCUCAAGGUCAGCAUGUGACUUUUGCACCAACUCAGGCUGCCCAUGGCACCUUUACCAAUAUCUAUCACCCUGGGCAACCAGCAACUGCAGCAACCGUUCACCCACUUCUGCAACAGUCACAGGCCAUGGGUGGAGCUGUUGAUAUGGUAGGACCUGGGGCCAAUGUUUACCAGCAGCCUCAGCACCAACAGAUCAACUGGCCUAGCAACUACUGA
Messenger RNA from Dovyalis caffra, 2700 nucleotides. The record is from the annotation of a GenBank genome assembly. Lineage: Eukaryota; Viridiplantae; Streptophyta; Magnoliopsida; Malpighiales; Salicaceae.